GGCGGGAGCCUCGGCCGCCCCUGUCCGCCCUCACCCGCGGCGCUAUGGAGGCGCGCGGGGCGGCGGAGCGUGGUGAUGUUCGCAUGUGUCAGACCGUGUUCCCGGCCCACGCCGACCACCGCGGCGAGCUGAGCGCUGGGCAGCUACUCAAGUGGAUGGACGCCACUGCCUGCCUCGCAGCUGAGAAACAUGCUGGUGUUUCUUGUGUGACUGCAUCUGUGGAUGACAUACAGUUUGAAGAGGCUGCCAGGGUCGGACAAAUUAUUACCAUCAAAUCAAAGGUGAACAGAGCAUUCAAAACCAGCAUGGAGGUUGGCAUCAAGGUUACGGUACAGGAUGUUUUGACUAAUGUUGAAAAAACUGUGAGUGUGGCAUAUGCAACAUAUGUAGCCAAACCAGUUGGUCGUGGAAAGAUUGAAUUAGAACCUGUAAAGCUUCUGUCUACAGAAGACCACCUGGAGCACAGCCUGGCUAUUGAGAGAAGAAGAAUCCGACUGGGCUAUGAACAGCUCUUUCAGAACCUAAUGCAGGAGAGUAAUAAGGAAGAUACCUUUGAAGAGGAGCAUGGAGUUUCAACUGACCUUACUCAUGUACAGAGUAUUGAGCUUGUUCAGCCUCCUCAUGCAAACCAUCAUGGAAACACUUUUGGUGGCCAGAUCAUGGCUUGGAUGGAAACAGUGGCAAGUAUUUCAGCAAGCUGCCUUUGUCAUUCAUAUCCUGUCUUGAAAUCAGUCAAUAUGUUUAAAUUCUGGGGACCAUCCGUUGUGGGUGACCACCUUGUUUUCAAUGCAAUUGUGAACAAUACAUUUCAGAAUAGUGUGGAUGUUGGUGUCCGUGUCGAGGCUUAUAACUGUGAAGAAUGGAUCAAGAACCAGCCACGGCACAUUAACAGCGCAUUUCUCAUUUUUAACGCUGUGAAUGACAGUGGAGAGUUGCUCACCCUCCCCAGAAUCAAACCUACUACACAGGAUGGUAUGAGGCGAUACCUUGGAGCUAUUGCCAGAAGGAGAAUUCAACUAAUCAGAAAAUGUAUACUAUCUGCUAAAGUAGACAAACCUUCUGAUCUCUGGGAGAAAAGCAACCAGGCAUAUAUGAGUUACAGCAAUAUAGCUGCACUGACACACCUAGCAGCAAAACAAGGAUGGGAAGUAACCAGUACAGUGGAUGAUAUAAAAAUAUGGACUCACGAGGAGGGUGCAAUGUUGUCACUCAAAGUUGAAAUGCAAGUGAAGAUACCAUCACAUCUAGCUUUCUCUCUUUUGUCUGACUUCACAUUACGCUUACAAUGGGACAAACAUUUCUUAACUUGCAAGGUCCUGCAGGCUGUGAAUGAAGAUGACAAAAUAUAUUAUGUUACUUCUCCACCUAUGACUGGCCAUAAACCCAGAGACUUUGUGGUUCUUGUGUCUCAGAGGCAGCCCUUUAAGCCAAGUGAACCUUACAUAGUAGCUGUGAAGUCAGUUACCCUCACGUCUAUGCCACCUUCUUCAGAUUACCAGAGAAGUGAAAUCCUCUGCGCUGGAUUCCAGAUCUACAGUGACAGCGAUAGCUCCUGUACAGUAUGUUACUUCAAUCAAGUGACAUCAGGUGUUAUGACUUACUUUGCAGCAAAUCUUACUGGCUUAUCUAAAUCCAUCGAAGACACUGCUUUGGAAUGUAUGAAGUUCUUGGAGAUGAACAACAGCAAGUUGAAAUUAAAAACAGAUUUCUGAAGAAACCUCUGAAUAUGAUCAAACAGUGCUGGUUUAAAUUCCUGCAUGUUGUGUCAAUCAUUUUUCUACAGGUUACUUUAGAUCAUGUAGCCUAUACUGGGCUAGAUGAGGAUAUCUAGUACAAGCAUUUUCUAUCAAACUAUGGUUAGACUAGGCUCUAAAUCCAGUUUUUAACUUUAAAAAGAUUAAACAGAUUUCUGUCUUGAUUGUGUUAAUGAAUUUUAUGUAAAUUGAGGCAGAACGUGGCUCAGUAGAACUGUAGCUCAUGAGAUUAUUUCACUGUUUUAAUGUUAUAUUGAACAGAAUUGCAUCCACUGAAGUUUUAAAUCAGUAAAUUUGCAGAGAAGUGGUGCUGCUAAAUAGGUUACCCAGUGCUUUGGUUAUCAAGGUUCUUACACACCCAUUACCUAUAAAUUGAUUACACCCCAUGUUAAGUUAGUGUUUGCUAACUUCAACUGUUAAUACUUCUAUUUUAUCUGUUGACUUCCAAUAAAAUACUGUUUCUGAGGUUACAAAUCCAAAUCUUACUAUGGUGCCUCUGAACAGCUUCAGACAUUGUUCCAGAAAGGCAGCUUUUCUGUUAUGUUGGGGACUGUUGACCUCCAGCUGGCAAGCUCUGAGCAAGACUCUUAUGAGAGCGCUGAAUAAAUGCAGAACAGUGAGACUCUUGGAUCCACGCCCUCAGAGAUGAAGAAGAAGAGUGGUUUCAGA
Pezoporus occidentalis (night parrot) is the source of this 2423-nucleotide messenger RNA. RefSeq names its product acyl-CoA thioesterase 12 (gene ACOT12). Gene Ontology annotation, molecular function: acetyl-CoA hydrolase activity; fatty acyl-CoA hydrolase activity; lipid binding. The transcript is spliced from 15 exons. The coding region runs from base 45 to 1712 and encodes 555 amino acids. Gene Ontology annotation, biological process: acyl-CoA metabolic process. The record is from RefSeq and is a predicted model, not a curated record. NCBI's taxonomy places the organism in Eukaryota, Metazoa, Chordata, Aves, Psittaciformes, Psittacidae. Gene Ontology annotation, cellular component: cytosol; extracellular exosome.